AAGUGUCUACGUUUAUGAUAACCCUGUACCAUAGCCCAUCUGACUUCGUUCCAAUAAUGGAGCUAUUUUCAUUUACUUCCUCAACAGCAAUACUGUGUCUGGUGAGCGUGAUCGUUGGUGUGAUUCCGUUAUGGGCGGUGAAGAUGGUGUACACGCUGUGGCUUAGGCCUAAGAGGUUCGAGAAACUUCUGAGAGCACAAGGUCUUCGUGGUGACCCAUACUCCCUACUUUUCACCUCCAACCAAAACCCUGCUCCACAAAACAACCCUCAAUCGCAAUCUUUUAUUGUCUCCGACGAUGUUGCUCCUCGCUUGUCCUUGGGGCCUAACAACACUGUUGCCAAAUACGGUAAGCAUUCGUUUUUUUGGGAAGGCACAACACCAAAGGUCAUCAUCACUGAUCCAAAUCAAAUCAAAGAAGUCUUCAAUAACAUUCAUGAUUUCCAGAAACAAAAGAUAAGUGGCAUUGCCAAGUUCUUGGUCAGUGGUCUGAUAAAUUCCGAGGGUGAUAAGUGGGCUCAACAUAGAAAGAUUAUCAACCCUGGGCGCCAAAAUGUUUCGGUGGAAAGUUUUGGGACCGAGAAACUAACCUGUUGAUGUAACAUGGUACCAGCAUUUUCCCAAAGUUGCCAUGAUGUGAUUAGCGAGUGGAAGGGAAUGUUGUCAUCAGAUGGAAAAUGUGAGAUUGAUGUUUCGCCUUUCAUUCAGAAUUUGACUCGUGAUGUAAUUUCUAGAACGGCUUUCGGAAGCAGCUAUGCAGAAGGAAAACAGAUAUUUCAGUUUCUCAGAAUUCAGGGGCACCUUGUCAUGACUGCAAAGUACUAUAACACACCAAUAUUGCGGCAUUUACCGACACCUACCAAAAUGAAGAUGAGAGCAGUUGAUAAAGAAAUGAAAAAUUCAAUUGGGAAUAUCAUAAAAAAACGAGAGAAAGCCAUGAAGAAGGGUGAAUGCAACAAUAAAGAUUUAUUAGGCAUGCUUUUAGAAUCAAAUCAAAUGGAAAUCCAGGGAAAUGGAAACCGUAAGAGUGUUGGAAUGACUAUUGAAGAAGUAAUUGGUGAGUGCAAGUUAUUCUACCUAGCAGGGCAAGACACGACUUCAUCUUUGCUGGUUUGGACAUUGAUCAUGUUAAGUAGGUAUCCUGAAUGGCAAAAUCGAGCAAGGGAGGAAGUUCUUCAUGUUUUUGGAAAACAAAAUCCAAACAUUGAUGGGUUAAGUCAGCUCAAAACUAUGACCAUGAUUCUGUAUGAAGUUCUGAGGUUAUUCCCUCCCACUGUUUUCCACAAUCGCAGACUCCAGAAGGAUAUGAAACUUGGAAACCUGUCACUACCUGCAGGAGUAAAUGUUUCCUUGCCAAUUUUUUUACUUCACCAGGAUGUUGAUAUAUGGGGUAAUGAUGCAAUGGAGUUCAAACCAGAAAGAUUCUCUGAAGGGGUUGCAAAGGCAACAAAAGGCCAAGUUGUAUUUUACCCAUUUGGAUGGGGUCCUAGAAUUUGCAUUGGCCAAAACUUUGCCUUGUUGGAAGCCAAGGUUGUGUUGUCAUUGUUUCUGCAGAAUUUCUCAUUCGAGCUUUCUCCUGUUUAUGUGCAUGCUCCUGCAGUUAUGCUUAGUUUGCAACCAAAACACGGUGCGCCACUUAUUUUGCAAAACCUAUGAUAAUUGAUCAUAUUCUGAACCAAAAAGGGUAAUGGUUUUAGAUCUACAAAAUUGUCUCACUCGUAUAAGACUAUGCAUAUGUCACCUGGCUUAGUCUAUCACUUUAUUAGAUUCCUUUCUGUAACAACAAUCUCACCAUGUUAGUGUAUGUGAGUAGAAACUAUGUUGUAAUGCAUGUGUUUGAAUUCCGUCUCAUGGUUUAGUCAUGAAGGCUUAUUGAUUGAUGUAUAAUUAAAAGUGUGUUGAAUGUCAGAUUUCAUUGUAUUUACAUGUU
This is a messenger RNA of Vigna angularis (adzuki bean), 1929 nucleotides long. RefSeq names its product 11-oxo-beta-amyrin 30-oxidase. The transcript is spliced from 5 exons. Gene Ontology annotation, molecular function: monooxygenase activity; iron ion binding; heme binding. NCBI's taxonomy places the organism in Eukaryota, Viridiplantae, Streptophyta, Magnoliopsida, Fabales, Fabaceae. The record is from RefSeq and is a predicted model, not a curated record.